AUGUUCUUACACAAGGAAAAAGUAAAGCCACCUCGCAGUUUACGAUCAGCUCGACUUUCAGUAGUAAAGAAUCAAAUAUCCACACCAGUCAUCCAAACAUCGACAAACUCGCCCAAGAAAGUAAUCAAAGCUUUAUAUGACUACAAUGCGCAGAGCCCAAACGAAUUGUCCUUCACUAGAGGCGAUUUCUUUCUAGUGACAGGCCGAGAGACAGAUACGAGUUUUUAUGAAGCAUUCAAUCCAAUUACCAAUUCACGUGGUAUUGUACCUGUGCCCUACUUUCAAGUGCUGGAGAAACAUGAAAAGGCCAUGGUUGAUUCAGUGCAGAGAAAAGACCAAUACAGCGAAGCGCAACAGCCUAAACCUCAGCCAUUGUACGGCAUUGUUCUAUACGACUUUCAGGCAGAAAGAUCAGACGAGUUGGACGCAAAAGCAGGGGAGCCUAUUAUCAUCAUUGCUCAAUCCAAUGCAGAAUGGUUUGUCGCAAAGCCGAUUGGUCGCUUGGGCGGGCCAGGCUUGAUUCCUGUCUCCUUUGUCGAUAUUAGAGAUGCCUCAACAGGGCGCACAGUAAAGAAUGAUUUGAUGCAAGCACCUUCUUCUUCAGUGUUCCCAAAUGUAGAAGACUGGAAAAAGCAAACACAGGGCUACGAGGCUUCCAGCAUAUCCAUUGGCAAAAUGGAGAGACAAAUGCAACAAAUAUCCAUCGAAGAGGAAGAGAUGGAUCCAGUUGACGACUACUACAAUAUGAAAGACCCCCACCAAAAUCCUGACGUAUUGCUCGACAAUUAUGGCAUGACUCACCUUGUCAACACAUCUUCUUCAUCCAUUCUUGACUCCCCAGUUCCUGUAUCAUCAACAUCCCCAAGAAGAGGGGCUCAUGACGAAGGCGCUAUUGUUGUUUCCGCAUAUAUUGAUUCGCAUAUACUGGAAGGCGAUCAAUACUGGUUUAUUGUGUUUGCAAAGCUGGCCAAUGGUAGACACAGAGUGUUAUAUAGACUGUAUGAAGAUUUCUACGACUUUCAAAUAAACUUUCUGCAAGAAUUCCCGGCAGAGGCAGGAAAGCAAGACCAACCAAGAAUUUUACCUUACAUGCCUGGACCAUUGGAUGCAGUAAAUGAUGAUAUUACAGCGGAUCGAGCAAGAGAUCUAUCGAAAUAUUGCGAUGAUUUGUUGAGAUUGCCCAAAUACUUGUCUGAAAGCAAUUGGGUACAAGAUCAACUAUUUGGUAUUCAUGAAGGCGAUAUUGAGACAGACAUUGAUCCAGGCGUAGGACGACCUGCAUCAAAUUCGUACGAUGCAACUCAGCAGGUUAUCAUGGAGACGACCGCACCAGCACCACAACCACAGCAAUCACCUGCCAUGGCAACUCAAAAUAAGAGCACCAUCAAGGUCAAGAUCAUGUACAAAGACGAGAUAUUCGCAAUCAAGGUGCCAGUGCCAAGCUCAGUUGAAUUUCUGAGAGGAAAAGUAGUAGAUAGACUUGGAUUUGAUGUCAAUCUCAAGUACAAAUCUGGAGAUCAUUUAACUGAAUUAAACGCUGAAACAUUUGAGGCUGCUGUCAAAUUGGGUAAGCUGACAGUGGUUGCUUCUUGA
Messenger RNA from Mucor velutinosus, 1593 nucleotides. RefSeq lists its product as uncharacterized. The transcript is spliced from 4 exons. Gene Ontology annotation, molecular function: phosphatidylinositol binding; protein binding; protein-macromolecule adaptor activity. Bases 1 to 1593 code for a protein of 530 amino acids. Gene Ontology annotation, biological process: conjugation with cellular fusion. NCBI's taxonomy places the organism in Eukaryota, Fungi, Mucoromycota, Mucoromycetes, Mucorales, Mucoraceae. Gene Ontology annotation, cellular component: mating projection tip; cytoplasm. The record is from RefSeq and is a predicted model, not a curated record.